AUGUUUACGAUUGCUCAGCAUGUUUUCCAACUCCUCUUUACCAAACUCCGGUCCCGGGUAACUGGCGUCUGGUCAUUCAUCACGCGCCUGCUCCAUGGUGACGCGCCCGCCGCGCACGUCAACAAGCAAGACUCGGACUCGCCCAAGACCCAAUCGUCCUCUGCCGAGGUUCAAGACUCUCCACAAGCUACGCCUUCUCCCAAAUACCCGCAAGUGAUUCAAUAUGUCCAUAUCCCCGGUGAAUGGCAACGGAAACUUUACCCACACUGGCCGGAGUCGGCCUUUAAAGUCCCAGAUCCCGUUCCCGAGGGACCCAUAUACUACAUCACAAAGGGAGAUUUCGUUCGUCGCGGCGCAACAGCGCUGGUAGAGCGACUACCUACUGGUCACAUCUCUAAAACCCCAAUGCCGAACCCGUACAACCCCUACGAAGAACAGAGAGAUCGCCAGAGCAUGCAACACGAAUAUGACGUCUAUUGCUUCAUUGGUCCAAGUCCGUUCAUCCCUACAGUAAUUAACUGGGAUAGCGAGUCCAAGGUGUUGGUUCUUGAGGAUUACGCCAACGGAGACCUAGAGACCUACCUUCGGAACCAUGGCGAUACCGAUGCCGACACCCGUCGAAAAUGGGCUUUGCAGGCGGCUCAAGCGCUGGAGAGUCUCCAUAAUGUCGGAGUAAUUCAUCAGGAUAUCACGCCUCGAAAUUUUCUCUUGGACAAGAACUUGGACCUUGGAAUCUGCGACUUCGCCGGGAGCUCGUUUCCAGGGCAUACUGCCUCGACUGGUGCCCCAGGACCGAGGUAUCAAUCGUGGGCAUGGGGCCGAGGGUAUAUCCCUAGUCAAGCAGACGAUGUCUUCAGCCUUGGUUCCUUGUUGUAUUUUAUCAUGGGUGGCGAGGAGCCCUAUAGCGAACUUGAUGAGGAAGAGGUGGAGCUUUGUUUCGAGAACUUGGACUUUCCAGCGUCUGAUCACCUGGGCUGUGGGACUGUCAUUCAAAUUGCUGGGAUGGACGAUUCACUACUGCAGAAAAAGUUGUUCAAGGUUUAG
This is a messenger RNA of Metarhizium brunneum ARSEF 3297, 1044 nucleotides long. It is a transcript of the gene PKH1, whose product is annotated as Serine/threonine-protein kinase PKH1. Gene Ontology annotation, molecular function: protein kinase activity; ATP binding. Gene Ontology annotation, biological process: protein phosphorylation. Lineage: Eukaryota; Fungi; Ascomycota; Sordariomycetes; Hypocreales; Clavicipitaceae. The record is from RefSeq and is a predicted model, not a curated record.